This is a messenger RNA of Labeo rohita (rohu), 4836 nucleotides long. It is a transcript of the gene clcn1a, whose product is annotated as chloride channel, voltage-sensitive 1a. The record is from RefSeq and is a predicted model, not a curated record. Gene Ontology annotation, molecular function: voltage-gated chloride channel activity. NCBI's taxonomy places the organism in Eukaryota, Metazoa, Chordata, Actinopteri, Cypriniformes, Cyprinidae. The coding region runs from base 196 to 3213 and encodes 1005 amino acids. Gene Ontology annotation, biological process: chloride transport; transmembrane transport. Gene Ontology annotation, cellular component: membrane. The transcript is spliced from 23 exons.
CAGGCAACCGGACUGCUGUGUUGCACCACAUGAGAAGGUGUGUGAGAGAGAGAUGGCAGUGCAUGCGUAAAGCCAGGAAAGAGAGCUCGAGCGACAGAACUUGCAUGUGCCCUCUCUCCCUCAGUCCAUGCCACCCCAGGGUGGGAAUGCUAAGACAGACAGGCGGUUUAUUUUUGGGUCAGUGACAGUGUGUCAAUGGCCGCAGAUGCGUCGCAAAGGAAGGCUCUGAGAUACCAGCAGACCGUGCUAUAUGGAGAGUACAGGGAGCAUCCUGGUGGGUCCCAGCGGAGAGAGGCCACUCGUCUUCUGAUGGAGAGACAGCGGAAAAAACAUGGACAUCAUCACCACCACCACCUCCACGGGCACCACCAUCACAGUCACCAUGGGCGCAGUCACAGCCGAAGUCGCCAUCACAGCCACCACCAUGAGGAGCUGGACAUAGGCGGCAUUCAUGACAGACAGGAGGAGGAGCAGGGCCACACGUCCUCGUUCAAGAAACGCCGAUCCUACUCCAAGUGCAGAGAUUGUGUGGCUCGAGUACAGAAGUUCCUCGUCUCUAAAUUGGGAGAAGACUGGAUCUUUCUGGUGUUGUUGGGUAUUACCAUGGCGUUAGUUAGCUGGACCAUGGAUUAUGCUAGUGCCAAGAGUCUACAAGCCUAUAAGUGGUUUUAUGGGGAGUUGAAGGGAAAUAUCCCACUGCAGUACCUGGUCUGGGUCUUCUAUCCCAUGGUGCUCAUCCUGUUUGCCUCCCUCUUCUGCCACCUGGUCGCUCCUCAGGCCAUUGGCUCUGGUAUUCCAGAGCUGAAAACCAUACUCAGAGGUGUUGUGCUGAAGGAGUAUUUGACACUCAAGGCAUUUAUUGCGAAGGUGGUGGGACUCACUGCUGGCCUGGGCAGCGGUAUGCCGGUUGGCAAAGAGGGUCCCUUUGUUCACAUAGCCAGUAUCUGUGCAGCUGUGCUCAGCAGGUUCAUGUCUUUCUUCUCUGGAGUCUAUCAGAGCCCAUAUUGUUAUACAGACAUCCUCACAGUGGGCUGUGCUGUGGGGGUUGGAUGCUGUUUUGGAACACCUCUAGGAGGUGUUUUGUUCAGCAUUGAAGUUACAUCAACAUAUUUUGCUGUGAGAAACUACUGGAGAGGCUACUUUGCCGCCACAUUCAGUGCGUUUAUUUUCAGAGUGCUGUCUGUGUUUAAUAAGGAUGCAGUCACCAUCACUGCUCUCUUCCGCACCAACUUCCGUAUGGAUUUUCCUUUCGACCUGCAGGAGCUCCCGGCGUUCGCCAUUAUUGGAAUUUCUUGUGGGUUCCUGGGAGCUUUCUUCGUUUACCUGAACCGCCAAGUUGUCCUGUUCAUGAGAAGACCUAACCUUUUCACACGAUUCCUUACAAAACACCGGCUGAUUUUCCCUGCAGUUGUGACCUUAGUGGUUACAACACUGACAUUCCCUCCAGGCUUUGGGCAGUUCAUGGCUGGAGAGCUGAUGCCCAGGGAGUGCAUCAACUCUCUGUUUGAUAACUUCACCUGGACUAAAAUUUGGGGUUCCUCCCUCCCUCCUGGUCUGGGUCGCUCUGCUGUUUGGUUUCACCCUGAUGUCAGCAUCUUUGUCAUUCUUAUUCUCUUCUUUAUCAUGAAGUUCUGGAUGUCUGCAGUUUCCACCACGAUGCCCAUCCCGUCUGGAGCUUUCAUGCCUGUCUUUGUAUUGGGUGCCGCAUUCGGUCGUUUAGUGGGUGAGAUCAUGGCUACUCUCUUUCCUCACGGUAUCCUGUUUGAUGGAAUACUGUACCGUAUCAUCCCUGGAGGGUACGCUGUCAUUGGUGCGGCGGCGUUGACAGGGGCCGUCACUCACACCGUUUCCACGGCAGUGAUCUGCUUUGAGCUGACCGGUCAGAUCUCUCACAUCCUUCCCAUGAUGGUCGCCGUCAUCCUGGCCAACAUGGUAGCGCAGGGUCUUCAACCGUCGCUGUACGACUCCAUCAUCCAGGUCAAGAAGCUGCCCUAUCUCCCCGAGCUGGGUUUCGGCCACAUAAGCCAGUAUAAUAUCUUUGUGGAGGACAUCAUGGUGAGGAAAGUGAAGUUUUUAUCCUCCCACUCUACAUACAGAGAAGUACUACAUUUGCUGGACUCGACCUCUUUAAAAACCUUCCCGCUGGUUGACUCAAAAGAAUCUAUGAUUCUAUUGGGCAGCAUUGAGAGGUCUGAGCUUCUCGCCCUCUGUGAUUGGUGGCUGUCAGCAGAGAGGCGGAUCCUAACACAAGGACAGAGCUCACAAGGUCAAGUGCCUUGUGCCAAAAUCAGCUGGGAAUCCUUUGCCUUUGUUGAUGAGGAAGAAGAGGAGAAUGAAGAUGAUAAGACGAUACCAGUUCAAGAGGAAAGAAAUGGUCCUGUGCCUCCACCCAAACCUUCAGAACCGUCCACCAAUCACACAUCCCCCGAUAAGGGUCCUUCCCAGCCUUUCGGGAGAAUUUUACGUAACUUCUUUUCAUCCUCUUCAGAACGACACACAGAAGGUCAGCCACAGGAGCCUUAUCCUCCACCUUUAACCGACACAAUGACACCAGAACAGAUUAAAGCCUGGGAGGAGACAGAGAUGGACAAACCUCUGGAUAUCGAUCAGAUCAGAAUAGAUCCCUCCCCCUUCCAGCUGGUGGAGAGAACAUCACUACAUAAGACUCAUACCCUGUUCUCUCUACUGGGCCUCAGUCAUGCCUAUGUAACGAAUACUGGAAAACUAGUGGGAGUCGUGGCACUCAAAGAGCUCCAAAAAGCCAUUGAGGGCUCCACGCGCAGUGGCGUGCGCUUGCGCCCCCCUUUAGCCAGUUUCCGUGACACCAUUCGUAAAGCUUCGAAGCGUCCCCAGGCCUCUUCCCCUCCGUCCUCGCCCAGCUCUACCACAGCUCCCUCCUCACCUCUGUCUGCACCUGUGGUCCCUCACGUCCAUUCCCCCAGCCCCCCGGCCCCAGUGAAGGAAGAGAAGGAGGAGAUGGAGGUGUGGAUCGAGGGCGUGAAACGAGAGGUGAUCGUGGGGAACAGCAGUAGCACGACGACGGGAAGCACUAGCGGCAGCGGGACAGGAAGUAGUGACAGUGAAACAGGAAGUCCAGAUAGUAGCCCAAGUCUACCGCCCUCCUCUCCUCCACCCCCCAUCCCUCUCUCCACCCUGCAGCCCGUCCAGGAGAACAAGGAAGGUGAAGAAAACGAGGACGAGGAGCCCCUUUAGAACAAGUAAAGUUUGUUUUUCGUUUAUUUGAGGUGUGAUCAGUGUACUUUUGUUCACUUUUAUUUUUAUAUAACAAUUUUGUGUUUUUUAUUCAUGUGCUCGUUUCAGAGGUUUGUUCUCCUUCUUUCUUUCCCCUGUUCUCUUACUUAUUCUCUUCCUCCUUUUUACCCUGUACAUAAUUUUAUUUUCCUUUUUUUCUUCCUCUUAUUUUUUUCCACUUAAGAGUAAAAGAAAAUUGAUAGAAUUUUUUUAGAGGAAGAAGAAAAAUAAAAAGAGAAAAAGUUCUUUACUUCUUCCUCUUCUUCUUCUUCCUCUAGAAUUUUCUCUAUAUUUUCUUUUCCUCUUUCUUCUUUUUUUCCCCUCAUUUUCUACUCACACUUCCCAUUUAUUUAUCUUUCUUCUAAAAGUUUCUGUAAAUAAAUGUAUUCUCUUCCACUACCGCUUGCUCCUCCUCUUCCUCUUUUUUCCUUUUCCUCUUAAAAAUUCUGUGAAUAUAUAUAUAUAUAUAUAUAUAUAUAUAAACUGCCCCAGUAGAAAUAUGUAUCAUGUAUCAUGAAACUAGUUAUUGAGAUUAUGGUCAAAUAGGUGCUCAUUUUUCUCCCCAAUAAUGACUCUUCAAAUAUAUCUUGUUUAUUAGUGGGAUUGUAAAAAAAAAUGGAUGGGGAAUUUUUAAACAUUAACUGAUUAUGUGAAAGAUUAUUUUAUACGAACACCAAAAUGAAUAUUUUCAUUAGUGACAAAUCUUGCUGAUAACGUUGAACCAGGUUUACAUGCGGCAGAUAUUAUUUCAGACCUCAUAAAAGCACUUGAAGUCUUCAUACACCUGGAUCAUUUCUUAUAAACCCUUUUAAGUCACAAAAAUUAAUUUGUAACGAAGAAUAUUUGCACUGCAUUGUGAAGUAGUUAAAAUAACUUAAAAACAAAACACAGCCAGCAGGUGGCACAUUGUGGACCUUUUCAGAAUCUGAACUUUCUUUUCAUCUAGAACAUAUUUUCCUCAUGCCCUUUUCCAGUUAUAAAUUUUUCACCGAUUUAAAAUUCACGGAGUGCACACUGUCCUCUCUUAAUGAAACCCUUCAUGUCCUGCUAUCAUCUAUCCAUCUUUUUUUCUGAAAACUCUCUCUCAGGUGUCUCUCAUGUCUUUAAAACCAAGGACUUGCUGUUUAUGAACAAUCAGUGUUGGUUCAUGUGAUCUGCUGUCUUCUUUUACAUGUUACGGUUAAUUUAAUGUGAUUUUAUAUCUGUUCAGUCUUUAUUUGCCUCCUUUUUUUGUUUGUGUGUUUGUUUUUGUCAUAUUUAUUAAUUUAUUUAUUAAUUCAUCUCUUUCCUUCUUGGCGUGAUGAGAUGUCGGCAGAAAAUGUUUGAUUUAUAAAGUAGUUAAUGCUGUUUUUGUCUCAUAUCUUUCAGGAAUUAAUAACGGUUCAAUAAACACUGAUAUUAAAAAACUUUUACGCCACAUACUUUUUAGAUUAGUCAACGAUGUGGAAUAAUAAAUGUUUUGAUUUUGUUAUUCAGUGAGAAGUGAUUAAGUGAGAAAGUAUCUGAAUAUACACUACCAAUCAAAAGUUUUUGAACAGUAGAUUUUUAAUGUUUUCAAAGAAGUCUCUUCUGCUCACCGAGACU